Penicillium verrucosum is the source of this 720-nucleotide messenger RNA. RefSeq lists its product as uncharacterized. The transcript has 2 exons. Lineage: Eukaryota; Fungi; Ascomycota; Eurotiomycetes; Eurotiales; Aspergillaceae. Bases 1 to 720 code for a protein of 239 amino acids. The record is from RefSeq and is a predicted model, not a curated record. Gene Ontology annotation, biological process: regulation of transcription by RNA polymerase II. Gene Ontology annotation, cellular component: nucleus. Gene Ontology annotation, molecular function: RNA polymerase II cis-regulatory region sequence-specific DNA binding; DNA-binding transcription factor activity, RNA polymerase II-specific.
AUGAUGGCGUGGCCACCACGCAACAACAACCCAACUAUCUCGGAGGCCGCGUUUCAAUGGUCCGAUGCCGAAUUUGAGAAUUGGAGAACCGAACAUCUCAAACAGCCCGAGACUCUUCUCAUGUCCCCGUCACCUGAUCCAUCCACCACUGCUGCGAGAACGCCUACCACUCGACCUCUUUCAUACAACUAUCAAUUCCAGCUUCCCCUCACACAACUCCCCUCUACACCUGUUGCCCUUGGGUCAAUGCUGUCCCCCACUCCUUCGUCGUCGUACCUAGACCCAAACACCAUCAAACGCCCCAUCCACAAUCACACAAGGUCCAUUCCAACCCAAGCAACCCACACCGUCCCCUCCCCAGCAAGCCUCUACGACGCUAGAUGCCCCAGUCCAUGGGAUGACCUCCCAGUCUCGACUCCCGUAAUAAAAGAGACAAUUCAGCUGGAUGAGACGAACAAUGGACACAGCCAGGGCAAAAUGCCGUGUCGUUCUCGUCAACGGGCCAAAAGAAAGGAGAGCGAUAAUUACGGAACCUUCAAAUGCGAGUGGAAGGGCUGUCUAUAUGACCGUCUAUUCUCGCGUAAAGGUGUGCUCAUGCGACACAUCCAGACUCAGCAUAUCAACCCUCGCGCUUUCAAGUGUCCCUGGUGUGACCAUGCUUCGAGUCGACGGGAGAAUUUGAAAGCACAUAGACAAUCGAUUCACAAGGAAACUUUGUAG